Molecule: messenger RNA, 9694 nt
Organism: Schistosoma haematobium
Lineage: Eukaryota; Metazoa; Platyhelminthes; Trematoda; Strigeidida; Schistosomatidae
Exons: 5
Coding region: 142-1197 (351 amino acids)
Source: RefSeq, a predicted model, not a curated record
UCAGUUGUCACAAGUCAUUUAAAAUUGCUUGUUUGGUUUUUGUUGUUACUCCUAAGUUUAUUGUUUCGUAAAUGUUUAAGUCCCGCUGGCGCUAUGAUGUUACGCUAAGUUGUCCAAUAAUCUUGUACAGAAUCUGAAUUCAUGAUUUCUAAUCAGCACAAUAAUGCUGCUGUUUCGUACGCAUACAAUGCAGCGAAUCGGCAACAGAGACAAAUACAAAUUGUUGAUGCUAAUUCGUUACAGCCUUUAUCAGAAUCACUCGUAAAUGAAGAAUUUAAACGUGACGAAAUUCCAGUUCAGAAUGCUCAAGUGGUUUAUGGAACUUCUGCUGCCGGCUUUGCACCAGUGGUUGGGCAAAAUGUUCAGCUCGUUUCAUCAGUACCCAAUACAAUAGAAUUAGCGAAUGAUGCAUAUGAUUCGUCAAUGGUUGUCCCUCAAGAGCCUCCACAGGCAGGCUUGGAUAUCGAACCCAUUGAUUUAGAAGAGGUUCAGAAAAUCCAGGCUCGCAUGCCAGCUGCUGAUCCAAAUGCGCCUGUGGGUUCAAAUAAAAACCCGAUUAGGAUUAUACAACAAGGAAACCAGUACAUAACUACACAAGAUGUAUCCGACGAGCACUUGCAACAAAUCAUUCAAGUCCUAACAAAUCAAGCAUUACUGUCAAGCAGCGGUUCUCGACCAAGUGCAAUUUAUAAUCGUCUCACAAAUCGUCGCAUUAUAUUUCGUGUAACACGUGCAAAGCGUCGUCAUGAUGAUGGAAAUACUGGAGCUACAGCAUUAAGUGGCGAGAGAAAUAGAUCCAGCAUUACUGUUAAAAGUGAGAAAAAAAGUCGAGCUGGUCGACCUAUUGGACGGAAACGUAGAAAACGUGGUUCAGAUGAAGAAGAUCCUGACUUUGAACCUGAGGUGCCAGAAGAAGAAGUUUUACCAUUUCCAUUAAUUAGACGGACAUCUGCUUCUGGUCGUGUAUCAAAGCCUCCAAAACACUUGGUUAAGGACUAUAAACAUUUGCGUCUAGAAGAUCUGACAUCUAAACCGGAGUCAAGUGAGGAAGAUGAGCACUCCGAUGGAGGUUACUCUGAUUAUAUUAACGAUGGACUUUCGGAUGAAGGUUGGUCCGAAGAUGGCACGAAUAGAAGUAAGUUUUUAUGUACUAUCAACAUUUCUGCGGUUUCAGUUGUUACUUCGUUUUCACUAUGAAUUAUUUAACACUACGAUUAUUACUAUAUUUUUUACUUGUUAUUCUCUGUAAUUUUAAAUCUUAAGAUAUAAGCUCAUAAAUUUCAAGAAUAUCGAACAUCUUUAUGUGUUGGGAUCGUUUAGAUAAGUUAUACCUUGUUGAUUGGUUUAUUACUAUUGAUACACAUAGUAAGUUUUGCAACCAGUAAAUAUACAUCUGGCUUGUCUUUUUAUAAGCUUUCGUCUGGUUAGAUCGUACUAAAUUCUUCGCUUUUAUGUAUUGUUUUGAUUUCAACAUCAUUAACGUUUUUAAUGAGACGUAUUGCUAUGGUCUUCCUGUCGUUGCGAUGGUAGUUCUUCUUAAUUAUGAUACUGCUUAGCAUUGAGUUAGUUUUAUGAUAUUUAAGAAAUUAUAUCCUCAUCAGAACUGCAUAAAUCGGUUUAUAUUAAUUUUAGGUUUACGUUGGCCAUGUCCCUUGUGCACUAAAGUGUUCACUUCUCGUGCUGGAGUCGCACGACAUCGAAGUAUUGCUCAUGGACCAAACCGCGGUAGACCUCGGGGCCGUUGGGCCAAUCCAUACAUGGCUAGUGUUCGACGCAGAGCCAAAUUAAAAGAGGCUGUUUCUGAAGCUACAGAUGAUGAUUUAAUUGAAUUUGUUGCACCACGUUUGUGUAAAUUAAUUAGUCCAUGGGAUCAUCUUCUUUUACGUUCAGAACAUGGUAGCCCUCCUCUUCCUCAAGUGCCUCGUGUUGUUUUGGAUUACUUGAGUUUAGUAGAACGUGCUAGAUCAUUUCUCUGCGAUCAGUUAGAACCACGGACAGCAAAAAAAUCAAAGCAGUCAAAUGAAAUGGAUUCAGAAAAUCGAAAAGAUGGUGAAGACGAUAACGAUGAAACAAGUAGCUCUUCGAAGAAUAAAGAAAAUUGUUCUGAUGUAAAAUCACAAGAAAAAUCCAAUGCUCAAUCGAAUAGGGCUCACAAUGAUGAUGAGGAAGAUGAUGCCGAGGAAGAAGAAGAAGAAGAUGAUGAUGAUGGUGCAAUCAUAGUUAAGGUUAGGUACUCCUCCCUGAACUAUUUUGUCUUUGCCCUACUAGGUAAAAGUAUUAUCAAGAGACUUCGCUUCCUGUUGUUGAUUAUGUUAGGAUUAAAGUUAAAUAUUUAAUCCAUUUUUUCUAUAGGUGCUUAAGGUCUUGUAAUGUAACUUUAUUUAGUGAGUAAAUGUUCUAUGUUAUGUAUCUAGUUAUGUAUCACUAGUCACAUGUUUCGCUGUAGCUUCAGACUCAACAAUGUGUACUAAUGUUUCCACACGUGACUCAACUCAAGACCAUUAUUUUACGAGUUAAUUGCUAUAUCAUUCAUUUGAUAGUUCCCAUUUUCAAGUUCAGGUUAAUUUGCCGUGUAAAUAUCCUCAGUGAGCAUCCAUUUCAUUUUGAACUUUCUUUACGUUUCUUGUCAUCGCUUCCUAUUUGAAAUGUGGAAAAUUCAUUACGAAACAAGUCACCAUUUACCUAUAGUUUAUUAUUUAAUUAAAUGGUCCAGUUAAUCUACCUACAGUCUUUCAUCAUGAUCUAGAGCGAUGUUCUUGUUUGUGUGUAGUUAGUGAACAAUCCAACUUGUGUUAGCAAGAAUCACUGUAAGCUAUUCGCUCUAUUAUCGAGUUAUAAUAAUCUGUAUUUUAUUAUCAGUACACAAUAUUCAUUUAUUUUAGCCUCAUGAUUAUCGUGUUCUUCCAAACAAAAUUUUGCUGAAUCAACUCUUUUCAUCGUUUGAUGAUUUUUAGAAAUUUUGUUUUGUAAACUUUAUUGGUGUUAGUAUCUACUCGUAGAAUGUUUUACGCCCCUAAAUUACUGUCUAUUUUAAUCAUUGCAACUGUAUCCACUAAAAAAACAGUGUUUUCAUUAUUCUGUGUAAAAUGGUAAACAUGAAAUAUUGUUGAAUCUUAGAUAUUUUUACGAUGUCUCGUGAUAGGGAAUAGCAACAGUAUAUGUUUUGACUCAGUUUUUUUCCUUAAAAACACCAACUAGCAAUCACAAGUUUCUCAGUAAACAUAUAUCGGUUAAUUAUCUCGUAACGUUUAUUACAUUUAAAUAUUUGUUUUAUCUGUUAGUAUUUCUGUAGGUCAUUUAGUAUCCAAAUAUAUGAAAUGUUUUUAGUAACCUCCCUCAAGUUAUUUUAAAACUGAACAACUAUGGUCUGUCAGUUAUACAAAUAAUGUUUCGUUUAUUCCUAAGAUUUUUUGGAAGAUCUAAGUAACUUAUUUACUUGUAGUAAUUUCCAGUACUUUAUUGCUUGUACAUAGGUGGAUACAGAGGAACAGUCUGCUGCCUUAGGUCUACCUUGUGGUAAAUACAUCGUGAAAGAACCAUUACGUGAAGAAUACCUGCCUAGGCGUUUCCGAUCAAUAUUGGCAGCUCAAAGAGCAAAUGCAGCAGCAGCGGCUGCAUCUGAUUCUGAUAAGGGUAGUGUCGGACAUCAGAAACGUGCUGUGGUUGCCAUGGAGACAGCUGAGGAUGAUGAGGUCGAUGCAACUUUGCGCAGUGACAUUGCCUCUACAGAAGACUCAGUUCAACACUUUGGCGAUGCUGCUGUUUCAAAUCAAACUGAUAAUAAUUCUCAAAAUAUUGUGUCAUUGGGCGAGGAGUUAGUAAGUAAAAUUUGAUAUCCACGAUUUUUUUCAAGUAUUGUACUUUUUAUGCAUCCACGUUAUAGAUUUGAGCUGCUCUUUGUUGACGGAAAUUCGUUCAGAUAAAUAGCACCUUCAGAUUUCACAAGAAAUGCCUCAUCUAUACAAAUCUAAGUUACGUUAGUGUAUGUCGCAACAUUUUUCAAAUGUUUAACGGUAGCCUGAUGAGUUAAGCACUCAAUUGUGAUUCUGGUUUCUAAUGCUGCUCAACCUACAUCAAAUUCCUCGUCUGACUAGUAUCGCUAACAACCAAAUGAAACUGUGGCUCACUCCAAGGAUAUGAACAUGUUCUUGGUUAAGGAGUUUUGUUAAUUGGUUUAAUAAUCUGUUAUAUUUUUAGUUGAAAGUAUUGAUUAUCUCUCCAGUACAUCAAACGACAGUCAAACUGUAUGUAUCAAGUCAUUAAAUACUUAGUGGAUUUUGCUGUUCAUAUAUCGGUUAUGAUAUUUAAUUUCUAUAGCUUAAAAAGAAAUAUUCAGGAAUAUUGUUUCAUUUAAAAUGUUUUUCGUAAUACCUAGGAAUGAAACAAGUGAUUUAAGACGCCUUUUUAUAAAUGUAUAUAUGCUUUUAGAGUUUUAUCUGUUUGGUGUAGCGUGUUCUUAAAGAUAAUGUCCAGUUUCGGAAAAAAGCUUUUUAUUAUAGGGAAUUUAGAAAGUAUGCGUAACGUUUGUAGUGGUACUUAUUUUUUAAGGGAGAAUUUACAUUUCUCUGUAUAGUGAUACUAGAAUCGUAGUUUUCACCAACCGAAAAUUCAGUUCUUCACAUUUACCUUGCUUACACUUUUACUAGCAUGUAUAUCCACAUUAUGGUGCUCUGUUCAAACACUACGAAUCAUUUUUUAAAUUCUAGAUUAUAAUCAUAGCUGUAGUUAAAACUGUGUUAUGAUAAUUACUAACGAUAGGAGCGUUUAAUAAACUAUAGAUGAGACGUAGCUUUGUUUUAAUUCAACUUAAAACUUAGUUGUGAAUUCGUGGGUGGUUUUAGUUUUCCUUGUUUUAUUUAUUCAAAACACUUAAAUUUUGACAAACUAGAAUACUGGCACUGCGCCGCACAAAUGAAGUGAUAUUUGGAGAAAAUUAAGGAUAGGGAGAAGUAUUUUGCGAAACAAAUCUAUCAUCCCUUUAUAGGUUUGUUUCAGUCUGUUUGAAAAUACAGACAAAAUAAUUUCCAUGUGAAUCUUCUAGUCAGUUAUUGUGGUUCAACUCCACUUAACCUGGGACAAGAUUCAUCUUUUGGAGUGUAUACAGCAGUAAAAUCCUGAGGUGUUGAUAAAUAUCUCAGAAAGAAAUUACCAAUUUAUAUUUCAAAAAAUAUCAAUAAAAGUGCUUUUCAUCGCCUGUUCAUUGAACAGUUUUACUAUUUCUGUUUCCUCUCUAGCUUCUCCUUCCCGAGGGGGGUUUAGGUUGUCCAGUACCUGAUGAAUGGCUUACCAGCGGUGCUUUCCUCACAGUCCUAACAGAGAAUGGUCAAACUAGUGAUUUGGUUAUGGAAGCCGCCACUGGUCGUCUAUUUCAUCGCCCCACAGGUCAUCUUGUCAGUUUAGCUGAUUCUCAACAAGCAAAUCAGUCAGAAGUCGAUUUUCAGGGUGAAAGUUAUGAAUACGAAUCAACCAAUGCUGAACAAAAAACUAAGGCAGUAACUGCUCCUAAACAGCCAAGUUCAGACAGACGCAAAGGUGCAUCUUCGAAGUCAAAAGCGCCAUCAAAAUCUCAAACCAAUGAAGAAUCUGAAAUUAACAAUGAUGAUAUCUUAUCACAACAAGAACAAAUACUUGCUCAACUGGCUGAAAAUGGAGAUGUGGUUGAUCUCAACACCCUUUUUCCUGGUGUAUCUGUUACAGAAGUGUCACCUGGUGUAUGUUUGGUUACUAAACCAAAUGGAGACCGUUUUAAUGUAAGUUAUACAAACCACAUUGACUGUUGCAUCGAUGUUUUAAAGAGAAUACUUAUAUUACCUUCUGUAACUUAUUAAUUCCAUUAGAAGUUCACUUUCUAGCCUCCGUAGUGUAAAUGUUACACGUGUGACUUCUAAAUCUUUGCACGUUUCAACCUUUAAAUUUUACCCUUCGUCCCGAUAUUUUCUUGAAAUUUUUAAUUUUAUAGUCGUAAAGGUACUGUCAUUCUAUUAUAUGACACAAAUACAUUGAUUUAACUUUCUACGUUACUCAACAUCCCAUAGAUAGCUAGCUAACAAAGGAUAUAAAUUGACUGAUUGAUAAUCACUAUGUCAUUUGAUAAAAAGAGAAUUAAUAUGAAAUAAACUUGUGUAAGUGGCCAAACUAGGAGCAGAAAUUGAAUAGCAAAACAUUAUUUGUAUGUGACUCAGGAUUUAGUAAAUUUCCAUCGCUCAUCGGUUUGAUCUCUUAUGUGAGUUCCUCAACCAUCAGUACAUCUCAAUAGACGCUUAUAUUUCGUUUACUUAACAGUCAAUGGUUAUGUUGGCGUCGUAUUCUGUUGUUACAGUAUGAGAAUGUUAUUCACAUUCUCUAGUCAUUGCUGUCAAUUCAGAUGAAAGAUUAUGUUGAGGGGUUGAGUUAGCACAAAUAAUCAAGUACCCAUUAUCUCCUCAUAUCGCUUAUUUUUGACACCUUAUUAGUAUUCUAUAUAAUAAAGAUUAUCACAUAGAUCUAAUAAUCUUUGUCUUAUUACUGUAUUCAAAUUUAUCAAAGGGACUAAUCGUUUCAAAUAGUCUAGUGAACUGUUGAGAUUUGUAUUUCGCUUGUGUUAUAAUUUCUCUUAUUACGACCUAGCUAUUUCUAUUGCUUAGUAUUCUUGGACACCGAUUCACUCGACAAGUCCCCAAAUCAACACGGUUGAACAGGAAAGAAAUUAUAUCCCAAAUAACAAGGGUAGAUGGAAGUAAGAAGCACAAUAAGAGAAACGUUUGUAUAUUUAUAGUUUUUACAUGGGAAGAUUCUAGAGUCUUCUCUAAGUACCGACUAGCGCUGAUUAGAUAAGAAACAGCCAAUCGGCAUCCACCAACGCAUUCACUCACGGAACAUGCUUUAAUCCGAUCUAUGUCCUGCUAACAGCAUGUAUCCAAUUAUAUCUGGGUUAACAGAAAGUAGUCAGCUGAUAUUGUCGUAAACACGCAUGCGUCCGUUUAAACGUUUUGUAACUUUCAAAAAAUUAGCGUACAUCCAAUUUUUUUCUUGAAGGACGUGACUGUAAUUUAGGUUGAAUGUCACUUUGAAUACUUCCCAAUGAUCUAUCUAUCGCUUAAAUUACGGAUCACUACACUUAUUUCCAAGCAUAUUCUACCCCUAAUAUCAUUCAUGUAUCAUCUUCAAGUGUAAAAAUGUAUGUAAUGUCAACAAAAACAAAAACCGAGUCUCAGUCCUCACACUAGUUAGCACAGCGUACCUGUUUUUUUCUGUUGGUCACACUUUACUUCAUAAAUAUGUUGUAAUAAAAUUUGGUUAAUUCAAAACUGUGUUUAAUUUUAAAACUACUCAGGUUGAGCAUGGUGGCGAAGGAAUAACUUUGGAAACGUUACAAGCUAUCUUGCAAAUGGAUGCAUAGUUGAUUUUUGCGGGCGUUGAAAAACUGUUAGUCUCUUGUAAAUAGACAAUCAGUCUGUUUUUUGAUUCACUGAAAUCCCAUGCUCACUCUCACAAAUCUCAAUGUUAACCUAUUCAUUUCUCACGAAUAUUUAUUAUGUAUACUUAGAUUCAUGUGUAUUUAAACUAAUAUCCCAUUUUCCACAUGUACAAAAGAUUACUCACUUCCUGCUGUUUGUAAGGGUUUUUCCAUUGAUAUAUAUGAGGUAAUCUGCUCUUUAUUCCAAACAUUAUAUCUUGAAUUCAUUUAUAUGUGUAUUUGUACCAUUCUCUGUACUAUUUCCUAUAAACUAUGUUAGUUACUAUGUUGUCAGUAUUAUUGGGCUGUUUAUCAUUUUCACGCUACUGAUCAACAUUGACUCGUUUCUCAGUCAAACUUUUAAAGUUUGUCUUGAGAAAAUAAUGAUACGUAUUGUGGGAAUACUUCAUCUUUAGGCUGAAAUUUAUCAUAUAGUUCUUUCCUCUUGUUCCUUAUUAAGGUGUUGGAUUAAUUUCUGAAAUUCAGGAUUGUGAGUUUGGUUGAGAAGAUUGUGAUUGAUCGGGACAUAUGGUUCAUGAGUGUUUAUAUGACUGCUCACUACAAAUCAUAGGUUCUACUCGUUCCGGCAUCAUGUUGCGAUUUAUUUGUACAAGUCCAUUAGUGCUCACACCAAUGGUGCGUAAUAACAUUGAUCUAACAAUCUGCCCAAUCAGAACUCGAAAUAAACCACUUUUAUUACUUGUGUUACCGUGCAUGUUGUUACUUGCACCAAAUGUAAGAUAACAAGAAAGAAAUCUGUGCAGCUUUGUAGUUAUAAAUCAAGUGCGGCAAGGGAUAAACUAACAGUUGGUGAGUUAACUGGGUCGUCACGGAAAGGGCAGUGCGAGUAUACUGUGAACCAGUUAUCAGUUCUCAUAAAAGGUAUUGAGACACGGAGUUCAGCGAAGGGAUCUCUUUUCAACGAAUUUAUUAUCAAGCUGUACAAUCGUAUAUAUAUGUACAUUCUUUGUUUUUUGUAAAAGUACUAAUUCCGUGAGGAAAUGUGAACACAGUUAACCAUGACGUAAUAAUGUACGACUGUACAGCUCGAUAAUAAAUUCGUUGAAAAGAGAUCCCUUCGCUGGACUUCGUGUUUUAAUUUUAAUGUUCAAAUGGGAAUUAUCUGUCAAUAAAAUGUAUGGUUUUCCAGGCAGUGGGUUUUAACAAUCUACCUUCAAAUAUUCGUCAAUUUGUAACGUCCGUUUUGGUAUUAUACACCACAAAGCCGUCAUCGGAAUUAACUCUUAGGUCAUGUGAUUCACUCCUGGCAUAUGUUGCGCAGUGAUUCCUGUGAUGCUUGCCUGUAAUCAUGGUUAUCAGUUACAUUGGGGACUCUAAAGAUAUGCAUAUGGUUUCUUCGAUAUGCAGGUAUUUUCCCUCAUACUAGUGCAAAGAAAUUAGUAUGGGUGUUGGGACAUCAUUCGGCGCUUACACAAGUUAAAUACAGAAGAUACAACUUCCGUUUAGUGUGUUCUGACUGAAUAAUUUACGGAAUUGGUUUCCCUACAAGUAGUUCAGCUUCCAUUAUUCCCUGUAGGAUAGUCGCACGAGCAAAUAAACACGACCAGCAUGUGCAUAUCAGAUUAUAAUUCCUUUAGUUGUGCAACUUUAAUUAUAUGAGACUUGUUGAAAUGAUCGUUCAAAAGUUGUGUUAGUAACAUGCGAUUUAUAUAAAUGUUCUACAGCUUAUCAUUGUAGCGCAGACGAUGUUACUCUGUGAAACAUCCUCACCAUACUUGAUCCCAGAAGCAGCGAGUGAUAACACAAAAUUAAUUUAAAUACGACCAAUAAAAAUGUGUGAGUGAUCAUUGUUGGACGAAUUUUUUGCCAAUCAAACUUAUGGCUUCUAUACUGCAGCUUUGUUUGCAACCACUUUACCCUUAUUAACUGAAGUUAAAGUCGAGUGAGGACUUGCAAUGUUGAGGAGGUAGUGCCGUUUCACCAUCGCAUGAUUGUUCAGGCUGAAUAUACGAUUGAGGGGUUUACGCUUGAUAACAAGUGGAGGUGAACCAUGACAAGUUACUAGGAUUGUGUUGUAGCGGUAAAUAAAUCCCCAAAAUAAAUAGCACUAAGUUUUCGACAUUGGAUGCUGACCAUAUGUUUUAGUGGACUCAUCUAGCUGAAGGCGCUCGGUCAGGCAUCCGCACCAGAUCACGUGUGGUAACGCCGUGCUCAACAUCAACCGCAAUCGCUAGCCAGAUUAGAUCAGAGAAUUCCGGUGUAUUGGUCAUCGCCAAAUAUACUCUUCCGAUCUCCUCG